AAAUUAGAAUUUAAGAGACCAGUGAUAUUAAAGAGUAAGAUCAUAAGGCAGCUGACAUUUUAUGCGUUAAGAGUGUUUGAAUAUCCAGAGGUGAAUAACAGAAAUUCACAGAACCCCACAAAGCAGAGAGCAAGCAAAGAAGAGCGCUGUAAUUCAUUCGCCACAAAAUAAACAAAACAUCUUCUUGUUAGGAGAGCGCCGCAAUUAAACCCCCUUCUACAAUUGAAAUUCAAGAGAGAGAGAGAUAGAGAGUGAGAGGGCAAUUCGGGAGCCAUCAUGUUUGGUUCACGUAAUCUCCGUAGCAGUGGCUCUUUGCCGAACGACAAAAACAAUAGCAACAAAGUAGCCCAUCAAAAUGAAAACAAAACUGCCGGUCGUUAUGGUAUUGGUGGUGACAAUAAAACAGCUCUAGCAACAACAACAGCAAAGAAUACUACAAACAACAGUGGUGGAAUUCGUAUGGCAAAUGCAAAUACAACACAACCAUUUACUGGUGGCGGAGUAAAUGCGGUCGCUGCAGGUUUCAUGGAAGCAGCAGCAGGGCAUAAUCACCACCAACAACCAGCGACUAUUAAUCGUGGUUGUGGUGGAGCUACAACGACACCAGCAACAACAACCACAACCGCUGUUAAUAAGCAACCAACGACGAAAACGGCAAAAGCAGUAAAUUCUCCGUUUGUUGGACAAACGCAUUCAGUUGAAGGUGGAUCGCGUGCGCAGACGGUUGAGAAUAAUAAUAGUAGUUCGGUGAUACAAAGAGUUCAUAAACAACAACAACAAACGACGACAACGUCCGAAUUUGCAACUACAAAAAAUCAAGUGAAAGAGCAAUUUUGCCAAAUUAAUUUAAAACGGAAUACGCAACAAAACGGUGUUGCGACUGUCGGUGCCGCUGCAACAAAGAAUCCAACGUCGAAUCUUUUGCAUAAAAACUGUGCAACCUCUGCUAUAAAUUCAAUAGCAACACCAACUGUUGCUGGUCAACAAUUACAACAACAAAAUCAAAGAAAUUUCUAUAAUACACCAACACCACCACCUCCUCCGCCAGGAGCGAUUUUUUCGAAAAGUGAUUUUGUGCCACAAAGUGAUUUAAAAAAUAUAAAUAAUAAUCAAAAAACAGCAAAUACAGCAAGUGCAGCAACAACUACAGCAGUGAAAACAACAACACUAAACUUACCUGUGACAUCAUACGCAGCCACUCAACAACAGCAACAACCACAACAUCCUGUUGAACAAACUUAUUACACAAACAACAGCACCAGCAACAACAACACCAAUACCGAAACCUACACUUACACUUAUAAUCCACAGGACUACGACGAAAACUUCGACGAAGAUAUGGAAGCUGAACGUGAUUUGGCUGAGGAUGCCCAAUGGAAGAAAAUCCAACAGAACACAUUCACCCGUUGGGCCAAUGAACAUCUAAAGACCAUUGAUCGCUCCAUAGCCAAUUUGGAAAGUGAUCUUUCCGAUGGUUUGCGUCUGAUUGCCCUAAUCGAAGUGCUGUCACAAAAACGCAUGCCCAAAUACAAUAAAAGACCAACAUUCCGUUCACAAAAAUUGGAAAAUGUUUCAGUGGCAUUGAAAUUUCUAGAAGAUGAGGGUAUUAAAAUUGUUAAUAUUGAUUCUUCAGAUAUUGUCGAUUGUAAAUUGAAAUUGAUUUUGGGUCUAAUAUGGACUUUGAUUCUACAUUAUUCCAUUUCAAUGCCAAUGUGGGAGGGUGAGGAUGAACAACAGUUGAAUGGUUCGGGACCAACACCCAAACAAAGAUUGCUCAAUUGGAUCCAUGGCAGAAUUCCCGAUUUGCCCAUUAAGAACUUUACCAAUGACUGGACCACCGGUAAGGCUGUGGGUGCUUUGGUUGAUGCUUGCGCUCCUGGUCUCUGUCCCGAUUGGGAAAUGUGGGAUCCCAAGGAUGCCGUACAAAAUGCUUCCGAAGCUAUGGGUCUUGCUGACGAUUGGUUGAAUGUGCGCCAACUGAUCAAGCCAGAGGAAUUGGUUAAUCCCAAUGUUGAUGAACAAUCAAUGAUGACCUAUUUGUCACAAUAUCCCAAUGCCAAAUUGAAGCAGGGUGCCCCAUUGAGACCCAAAACAAAUCCCAACAGCAUUCCUCCGCCGCGAGUACGUGCCUAUGGACCUGGUAUUGAACCCAUUGGACCUGUUGUUGGGGCUCCAGCCAAUUUCACCGUUGAGACUUUCUCCGCCGGAAAAGGCUCUGUCGACGUUGAAGUGAUCUCUCCUGAUGGACUUGUGGAACCUGCCGAUGUGCGCUUCAACAACGAUAAGAACCUCACCUAUUCCAUCUCGUACGUACCGAAGAUGGAAGGUGAACACAAGGUGAUGGUGAAAUUCUCUGGACGUGAUAUCCCCAAAAGUCCCUUCCCCGUUAAGGUGGAAGGUCAUGCUGGUGAUGCUUCAAAGGUUAAGGUGACCGGCCCUGGUGUACAACCUUCUGGUGUGGUCAUUAGCAAACCCACAUUCUUUGACAUUUUAACCCAUGAUGCUGGCCGUGGCGUGCCCGAGGUUAUUAUUAUCGAUCCAGCCAAUCACAAGACUUCGGUGGCUGCUAAAGUAAGACAGCUGGAAAACGAUGUCUGGAGAUGUGAAUAUGUUUCGGCCAUGCAAGGUUUACAUUCGGUUAAUGUCUUCUAUGCUGGCACUCCUAUACCCAACAGCCCCUUCCCUGUAAAAAUCGCCCCCUUGUCUGAUGCCAAACGUGUAAGGGCUUCCGGCAGAGGUCUUCAGGCCGCCGGUGUGCGUGUGGGAGAUGAUGCUGAUUUCAAGAUCUACACCGAAGGUGCGGGUGAAGGUGUGCCCGAGGUCCGCAUUGUCGGUCCCGGUGGCAUGAACGAGAAUGUGGCCAUGACCAAAUUGGAUGCCCAUACCUAUGAGUGCCAUUAUUUCCCCAACAAAGAGGGUAGAUAUGUGGCUGUGGUUACAUUUGCCGGCCAAGAGAUCAAUAAAUCACCCUUCGAGGUUAAGGUCGGCCCCAAGAAGGAAUCCAACAUUGUAGCCUUUGGCCCCGGUUUGGUUGGUGGCGUUGUAGGCUAUCCUGCCGCAUUUGUGGUGGAGACCAAUGGAGAAACUGGUGCCUUAGGCUUUACAGUAGCUGGUCCUUCCCAGGCUGAGAUUGAAUGUCAUGAUAACGGUGACGGUUCCGCUUUGGUCAAAUAUCAUCCCACGGCUCCAGGUGAAUAUGCAGUGCAUAUCCUGUGCGACAAUGAGGAUAUACCCAAAUCACCAUUCAUUACACAAAUCUUGCCCAAAACCGAUUAUCAUCCCGAAAAUGUCAAGGCCUAUGGUCCUGGUUUAGAAAAGAAUGGGGUGGCUAUUAAUGAGCCCACCAGUUUUACUGUGGAUGCCACCAAAGGAGGCCCAGCCCCCUUGGAUGUCAUUGUUGAAGACAUCUAUGGCAAACGCUUGCCGGUGAAUGUGAAAAAUCAACCAGAUGGUACAAAAUUGUGUACCUAUACCCCAUUAUCGGGUACCCCACAUACGGUGGAGGUUAAUUUCGGUGGUGUAGCUGCUGCCGAUUCUCCUCACCGUGUCUAUGUCGGCCUUCCCGUUGAUGCUGCCAAGGUUCAGGCCUUUGGUCCCUGGUUCCAACCUGGUGUGCAUCCCAAUUCGGUCACUCACUUCAAUGUGGAUUGCCGGGAUGCUGGCGAAGCUGAACUGAAAGUGAAGAUUGUUCAUGAAGAAACCAAAGUGGAGAUUCCCUGUCGUAUUAUUGACAAUGAGGAUCAAACAUAUUCUGUGGAGGUUGCACCUCCCACCAAGGGUGCCUAUACUACUACCAUGACCUAUGGUGGUCAACCUGUGCCUCUGGGCCAAAAGGUUUUGGUGGAGCAACAAAUCGAUGUGUCCAGAAUCAAAGUUGAUGGCUUAGAACCAACUGCACCAUUAAAUAGUCUCCAGCAGUUUCGCAUUAUUACCCAUGGUCUGCCAAAGGCUGAUUUGGCAGUGACCAUUACCAGCCCCUCGGGCAGCCGUGUCAAGGCCCAUGUCAUACCCACAGCCGAAGGAUUUCUGGUGAACUUCACACCCACACAAUUGGGCGAAUAUUUAUUGAGUAUAUGUUUCGGUGGCACACCCAUCACGCCAAGACCAUUCCGUUUGCAGUGCUUAAGCGGCAGCGAUUCCAACAAAGUGCGAGCCUUUGGUCCAGGACUGGAGAAGGGCUUGGUGGGACAACCAGCUGAAUUUAUGAUUGAUACACGCGGCGCCGGUCAGGGUGGUCUGGGUGUGACCGUAGAAGGGCCCUGCGAGGCAGCCAUUAAUUGCCGCGACAAUGGUGAUGGGACCUGCAAUGUUGCCUAUUUGCCCACCGAGGCCGGAGACUAUACUGUAAAUAUAACAUUUAAUGAACGCCAUAUUAAUGGAUCACCAUUCCAACCGAUUAUUUUCCCCUUGCCGAAUCUCAGCAAUACACGUGUUAGUGGUAUCGGCAUACAGCCACAUGGUGUCAUCAUGAAUGAAAAGACCGACUUUAUGGUGGAUAUGAGUAAAGUUGGUGCAAACAUUGAAUCCAAGAAACUCUCCUGCUCCGUUUUCGAUCCCAAAGGACAAAUGCUGCCCAGCGAAAUCUUGCCCGGUCCCACAAAUGAUGUUUUCCGCAUUAUGUACACACCCUUUGAGGCAGGUCGCCAUACCAUUGAGCUGUUAUAUGAUAACAUUCCCGUACCUGGCUCUCCAUUUGUGGUCAAUGUUAAGAGCGGCUGUGACCCCACACGCUGCAAGGCCUAUGGACCCGGUUUGAAACGGGGCUUUGUCAAUGAGAAGAAUAAAUUUGUGAUUGAAACCAAAGGUGCUGGCAAGGGUGGCCUUUCACUGGCCAUCGAAGGCCCUUCUGAGGCCAAAUUGACUUGUAUUGAUAAUCGUGAUGGUAGCUGUGAUGUUGAUUAUUUGGCCACUGAAGUUGGUGAAUAUGAUAUUUCCAUACGUUUUGCCGAUAAACAUAUUCCCGGCUCUCCUUUCACGGUGUAUGUGGAAGAGCGCUCUGAUCCCUCAAAGGUGAAGGUCUAUGGUCCUGGCAUUGAACAUGGAGAGGUGCGUGAGGCUGUGCCUACACACUUCUUUAUCGAUGUGCAAGAUGCCGGUCCCGGACGCAUAGCAGUGAAAAUACAAAAUUCUGAGGGAAAACCCAUAGAGGAUUUGCGUGUAGAAGAGAAGGGAGACGGCAUCUAUUGCGUGCAUUACUCACCGCCCAAGGAGGGUUCCGUAUUGACCUGCACCAUUACGUUUGCUGAUACCGAAGUGCCUUGCAGUCCCUUCGUUAUGACUGUAUUCCCCAAGUCCGAACCCAAAAAAGUCAAAAUCAAGGGUGUCAAUGAGAAGAGGAAAACUCCUGCCUCCCGACCUGCUGAAUUUGAAGUGGACACUAAAAAGGCUGGCCAAGCCGACAUCAAUGUCGACAUUAAAAAUCCCAAAGGCAAACAUAUCAAACCCCGCCUCCAAGAAAUCAAUGAUGGCACCUAUGUGGUCUCCUUCGUGCCAGAUGAGUGUGGCACCUAUCAUGUCAGCAUUAAAUAUGGCGGCCAAGAAAUCGAAGGAUCACCCUUCAAAUUGGAGGCUUUCCAAACGGGUGAGGCCAAAAAAUGUAAAUUGGUGGAAGAGGCUCCCAAAACACAGCCCUCAGGCAGCAAGAGCCAUUUAACCGUGGAUGCCAGAGAUGCAGGUGAUGGUGCGGUGACCUGUAAGAUAGCUUCAAAGACAGGAAAGGAAAUUGUGGACAUUGAUGUCAUUGAAAAGGAUGGCUUCUUCGAUAUCUUCUAUGCCUUGAAUGACCCCGGCGAUUAUGAUAUCAAUGUGAAAUUCGGUGGCAAAGAUAUUCCCAAUGGUAGCUUCUCAAUUAAGGCUGUCGAGCAGUAUAGCGAGUACAUCGAAGAGCAUACACAGGUUAUAAAGACCACAACGCAGGUAAGGCGUCAGAAUAAAUUUCAGUUUCAAGGGUUCUUUAAGACAACCCAACAGCAACAACAGCAAUUAGUCAACGGCGGAAGCGAUAGCAACUACAGAACAGUAGCAUUUGAGAAAUUCCCUGUACCCACUACCGGAGGCAUCGUCGUAGCUGAAGUCAAAAUGCCCAGCGGAAAGGUCGAUAAGCCCAUUAUUCAAGACAACCGUGAUGGUACCGUAUCCGUGAAAUACGAUCCUAAGGAAGAAGGCUCUCACGAAUUGAUUGUCAAAUACAAUGGUGAACCUGUUCAAGGAUCUCCUUUCAAAUUCCAUGUUGACUCCAUCACUUCCGGUUAUGUCACCGCCUAUGGUCCCGGUUUGACCCAUGGCGUUACCGGCGAACCCUGCAACUUUACCAUCUCCACCAAAGGAGCCAGUGCUGCUGGUUUAACCAUGGCCGUUGAAGGACCCAGCAAAGUUGAUAUCAACUAUCAUGACAACAAAGAUGGCACCGUUUCCGUUCAAUAUUUACCCACUGCCCCCGGUGAAUACCAUGUUGCGGUACGUUUUGGUGACAAGCACAUCAAGGGUUCACCCUAUGUGGCCAAGAUUACCGGCGAAGGUCGCAAGCGUAAUCAAAUUUCUGUUGGUUCCUGUUCUGAGGUCACUAUGCCUGGUGAAAUCACCGAUGAUGAUUUGCGUGCUUUGAAUGCUUCCAUUCAGGCUCCCAGUGGUUUGGAGGAGCCUUGCUUCUUGAAACGCAUGCCCACGGGCAACAUUGGCAUCUCCUUUACACCCCGUGAAACAGGUGAACAUUUGGUGUCUGUCAAACGCAUGGGCAAGCAUAUACCCAAUUCACCAUUCAAGGUUACCGUCAUGGAGCGCGAGGUGGGUGAUGCCAAGAAGGUCAAGGUAUCCGGUAGUGGCUUGAAGGAGGGCAAAACUCACACCGAGAAUAUCUUCUCUGUGGAUACCCGCAACGCUGGCUAUGGUGGUUUGUCCGUCUCCAUUGAAGGCCCCAGCAAGGCUGAAAUCCAAUGUACCGAUAAGGACGAUGGUACCCUGAACAUUUCCUACAAACCCACAGAGCCUGGUUAUUAUAUUGUGAACUUGAAAUUCGCCGAUCACCAUGUGGAAGGUUCUCCCUUCACUGUCAAGGUAGCCGGUGAGGGCAGCAAUCGCAAACGUGAGAAGAUCCAACGUGAACGUGAUGCUGUGCCCGUUACAGAAAUUGGCAGCAAAUGCAAAUUGACCUUCAAAAUGCCUGGCAUUACUUCCUUUGACUUGGCCGCUCGCGUCACCUCACCCAGCAAUGUCACCGAAGAUGCCGAAAUCCAAGAAGUUGAAGACGGCCUUUACUCUGUGCACUUUGUACCCAAGGAAUUGGGUGUUCACACCGUGUCGGUGCGCUACAAGGAUAUGCACAUCCCCGGCUCUCCCUUCCAAUUCACUGUGGGUCCUUUGCAUGACUUUGGCAGCCAUUUGGUUAAGGCUGGCGGCAAUGGUUUGGAACGUGGUCGCGUUGGUGUGGCCAAUGAGUUCAAUGUUUGGACCCGUGAGGCUGGUGGCGGUUCCUUGGCCAUCUCGGUGGAAGGUCCCAGCAAGGCUGAAAUCGAAUUCAAGGAUCGCAAGGACGGUUCCUGCGAUGUGGCCUACAAAGUCACCGAACCCGGUGAAUAUCGUGUGGGCUUGAAAUUCAACGAUCGCCAUAUUCCCGACUCACCAUUCAAGGUUUAUGUAUCCCCCGAUGCCGGAGAUGCCCAUAAAUUGGAGGUGCAACAAUUCCCAGAAGGCAGCAUUCAAGCUGAUGCCCCCUACCAGUUCUUGGUGCGCAAGAACGGAGCCAAGGGCGAGUUGGAUGCCAAGAUUGUGGCACCCUCGGGCACCGAUGAUGAUUGCUUCAUUCAGGCCAUCGAUAGUGACAUGACCUCCGUGCGUUUCUAUCCACGUGAGAAUGGCAUUCAUGCCAUCCAUGUGAAAUUCAAUGGUGUUCAUAUUCCCGGCUCUCCCUUCCGCAUCAAGGUCGGCAAGGAUGUGGCCGAUCCCGCCGCUGUCCAUGCCAGUGGUUCCGGUUUGGAGUUAGUAAAGACCGGCCACAAGGCUGAUUUCAUCAUUAAUACCUGCAAUGCUGGCGUUGGUACAUUGUCAGUGGCCAUUGAUGGUCCCUCGAAGGUGGCCAUGGAUUGUACAGAAGUAGAAGAAGGCUACAAGGUACGCUACACACCAUUGUUGCCCGGCGAUCACUAUGUAUCGGUGAAAUACAAUAAUAUCCACAUUAUCGGUUCACCCUUCAAGGUCAGCUGUGAAGGUGACAAAAUGGUAGAUGAAGGUGCUCAAGAAACCUCUACUGUGGUUGUGGAGACCGUUCACAAGGUAGCCAAGAGUGGUAAGAACACCGGUGUCGUUAUGCCUGCUUUCAAAUCAGAUGCCUCUCAGGUCACCUCCAAGGGUAUGGGCUUGAAGAAGGCUUUUAUGGGUAAAACCAAUACCUUCACCAUCUGUGCCACCGAAGCGGGCAACAAUAUCCUUUAUGUUGGUAUGUAUGGACCCAAGGGACCCUGCGAAGAAUUCAGCAUUAAACACACCGGUCGCAAUAACUACAAUGUCAGCUACAUGGUACGCGAUCGUGGCCAAUACAUUUUAAUAGUCAAGUGGGGAGAUGAACAUAUUCCCGGCUCACCUUUCCAAAUUGAUGUCUAAGUCGUUGUCGUCAUCGUCGUUACAACUCCUCCUGCUCCUCCUUCUAUCUAGCCACAUACAUACACACACAUACGUACUACUACAUACAACACACACACACACACACAUACACACAGAUCAAUUUGAUUUCAUAAAGUCCAGUCUAUUGUUACGAAAUCUUGGAAUUUUCUACGAUUUUCAAUUUCUUGUUCUUAUAAACUCAGCAAACAAAGUAGUUGCACUUCCAAUGCCUUUAAAAUAAGUUGUUUGCACCAACAAUGUUUACUAUUAUUAUUUUUUUUCUUGUAAAUUUCAAUGAAAGAUUUGAUCAAAUGCAUAUACUACAUACAUAAGUACAUAAUUUACACGCAUCUACUACGUAUUUUUCUUUCAUAAACUCGAAAAUUAAAAUUCUCGUCUCGUUUAGUUGAUGAAAGUUGUCGUUUUUUUUUUUCUUUGUUUAAUUUAGAAUUUAAAUUAUUUCCUAUUUGUGUCCUUUUCUUAUUAUUUUUUUAUACAAAUUGUUUUUGAGUCGAUUUAAAUUUAUAAUUAAAAAAGCAAUAUAUAAUUUUAUAUAAAAUAUACCUUUAAAAUGGAAAUC
Molecule: messenger RNA, 9175 nt
Organism: Stomoxys calcitrans (stable fly)
Lineage: Eukaryota; Metazoa; Arthropoda; Insecta; Diptera; Muscidae
Gene: cher
Product: filamin-A
Exons: 20
Coding region: 277-8595 (2772 amino acids)
Biological process (GO): actin cytoskeleton organization
Molecular function (GO): actin filament binding
Source: RefSeq, a predicted model, not a curated record